Molecule: messenger RNA, 6646 nt
Organism: Clarias gariepinus (North African catfish)
Lineage: Eukaryota; Metazoa; Chordata; Actinopteri; Siluriformes; Clariidae
Gene: mark4a
Product: MAP/microtubule affinity-regulating kinase 4a
Exons: 17
Coding region: 448-2664 (738 amino acids)
Biological process (GO): microtubule cytoskeleton organization; intracellular signal transduction; protein phosphorylation
Cellular component (GO): cytoplasm
Molecular function (GO): tau-protein kinase activity; protein serine/threonine kinase activity; ATP binding
Source: RefSeq, a predicted model, not a curated record
GCGCGAUUAUGAGAGCAGGGAGCGGGUUGUUUGCGGGGAUGAGGCGGGGGGCGGCGGCGGCGGCGGCGGUGAGGUGCUCCGGGAUCGUUGCUGCUCUCCGGCCGAGCGUCGCUGUGUUUUAGCGGAGCCCCUCCACCACCACCCCCCCUCCUCUUCAUCACCAUCCUCCUCCUCAUCCUCAUCACCAGUCUCAAACCCCCCCGCACCGUUUUGCGUUUUUCAGAUGCAGCGGCUUUGACACGGUUUUGUGCGCGUGCACAGAUGACGGGCUUUCCGGUGCGCUCGAGUCGGGCCGGUUAGCGGCCUGCACGCGCCCCCUCUUCUCCGGCCGGUGCGCGCGCGUCGCGUCGCGUUCUUUCUUUUCGCGUUUCGAAUCGGUUACAAUCUCAGGGAUUUAUUUAUUUAUUUUUUUAAAGAGGAGAAAAUAAAAAUACAUAAAAAGGGAAAAUGUCCUCUCGGUCUGCUCUACCGUCUGCAACCGACCGGAGCUCGGAUCACCAUGCGUCUCUGGCGGCGAGCCGUUCAGAGAAGGGCACCAGCGUGUCGAGCCGUUCCCUCGGCGCGCGCUGCCGCAACUCCAUGCCCUCGUGCCCGGACGACCCGCACAUCGGCAACUACCGGCUCCUCAAAACCAUCGGCAAGGGAAACUUUGCUAAAGUGAAACUGGCUCGCCAUGUCCUUACCGGGCGAGAGGUUGCAAUAAAGAUAAUCGACAAAACUCAGCUGAAUCCAACCAGCCUGCAAAAGCUCUUUCGUGAGGUGCGGAUUAUGAAGGCUCUUCGUCACCCCAAUAUAGUGCAACUGUUUGAGGUGAUCGAGACUGAGAAAACGCUUUACCUGGUCAUGGAGUACGCCAGCGGGGGUGAGGUGUUUGACUACCUGGUCUCUCAUGGGAGAAUGAAGGAGGUUGAGGCGAGAGCCAAAUUCAGACAGAUCGUCUCGGCUGUUCAUUACUGUCAUCAAAAGAACAUCGUUCACAGGGAUCUCAAGGCAGAGAACCUGCUGCUGGACGCCGACUCCAAUAUCAAGAUAGCGGAUUUUGGCUUCAGUAACGAGUUCACGUUGGGGAAUAAGCUGGACACGUUCUGUGGCAGCCCGCCCUACGCUGCUCCCGAGCUCUUCCAGGGCAAGAAAUAUGACGGGCCCGAGGUGGACAUUUGGAGUCUUGGGGUCAUCUUGUACACGCUGGUUAGCGGCUCGCUGCCCUUCGAUGGACAAAACCUCAAGGAGCUUCGUGAGCGUGUGCUCAGAGGGAAGUAUCGAGUGCCCUUUUACAUGUCCACCGACUGUGAGGGGAUCCUGCGCAGGUUUCUUGUGCUCAACCCCAGCAAGCGCUGCACACUGGAGCAAGUGAUGAAGGACAAGUGGAUGAACACAGGGUACGAAGGCGAUGAGCUGAAGCCUCACACAGAGCCGGUGGAGGACUACAGUGACCCCACCCGCAUCGAGGUGAUGGUUGGGAUGGGUUUCACGACAGACGACAUCAAAGAUGCGUUACUCAAUCAGAAAUACAACGAAGUCACCGCGACUUACCUUCUCCUGGGACUGAAGACCGAGGAUGGCGCGGAGUCCCGUGUGAGCGGCAGCAUGACGUUGCCGAGAGUGAGGCCGAGCCCGAUCACCAACGGAACGAACAAACACUCCUCCACUGCUGCUGCCUCUUCGUCGUCCUCCUCCUCUUCCUCUCAUGGCAAGACGCAGCGCAGCGCCUCCACUUACCACCGCCAGCGACGGCACAGCGACUUCUGUGGUCCGAGUAUGCCGGUGAUGCACCCUAAGCGCAGUCCAACGGGUGGCGCAGACCGCGAGCUACGUGAGAGCCGGAUGCCCCCACGCAAGGCCAGCUGCAGCGUGAUGGGCAGCCGCAGCCUCCCGCCCUCCAGCCCCAUGGUCAGCACCGCCAACAACCCAAACAAAGCCGAGAUCCCGGAUCGGCGGAAAGACAUUACCGCCACCACUAAUAACAUCCCUGGAAGUGCGAUGACACGCAGGAACACGUACGUGUGUACAGACCGGCCCAGCACGGACAGACAGUCCCUACUUCAAAACGGCAAGGAGAACAGCUCUCUCUCCCACCGUCUCCCCCCCGCCUCUCCCUCCACUCUCAGUAUUUCCGGAGCGGGAGCGUCGUCCUCCUCCUCCUCGGCGGAUCGGUGUAGACUGACGAGGGGUUCCACCAUCCGCAGCACGUUCCACGGCGGGCAGCUCCGGGAGCACGUGCCUUCCGCCUACGGGCCGCCGCCCACCUCGCCCACGCUCAGCCACGACGCCACGCUGCCGGUUCACGGCCGCUCCAGAGCAACGGCCAACCUGUUCAGCAAGAUCACCUCCAAACUCACACGCAGGGUCGCAAAUGAACCUGAGAGAGUCGCCCGACCUUCGCUCUCAGGUUGCCAUCUAUUUGGGAAUCAGAAAGCGGCCGAGCCCCGGCUCGGGGGAGGGGGCUGGGAUGUGAGGCCCCGCCCCCCACGCGCUCCCGCCGAGUUGGUACUGGCCGUGCGCGAUGCAGCAAGGGGGUGCGGCUGCAGCCACGAGCCUCUAGGGUCGAAGGUCACGUUCCAGGGGGAAGUGUGUCAGCUGAGCGUGCACCCAGCGCUCCUCUGGGAGGCUCCACUAGCAUUCACUCACAUCGCGUCAAAGAUCUACAAAGGGGUGGAGCUCUGAGCAAACGGGGGGAGGGGACCAGACCCGAGACGCCUCAUUCCUCCUCCUUCCUGAACUGUCUUGGCUCCGCCCACUUUUGGCUGCAUAAACUGGAAAAUUGCUCCACGCCCACCGCCCACAGCUGUCACACCCCCACCCCCCCUCCUCCCCCGAUAUGCACAUCCAGAGAGACACGAAGAUGUGUGGUCACACAAACAGUGCAAAUGUACACACACACACACACAUACACACACACACACACACACACAAAUCCUCUAAGCAACCUCAUCCACAGGACCUGGAUUGAUUCCAGAGUAGUAUUUUUUAAUCUCGUUCAUCUCAUGAAGUAGUUUGAUUCUAUUCUCAGCAUCAUUCCGCCUUUUUGGUUUGUUUUUUUAUCGUGCUUUUGUCUCUUUUGUUGCCUGCGCUUUUCCCAUUUCAUCCUUUAUCAUAUACCCCCGUCAACCUCCCUGAAACCCUUUCCCGUAGCUAGACUCGAGUCCUUCUAAUCAACACUUUCCAACAAUAUAUAACAGAUACUUUAGCAAUUUGUUUAAUCUUAAAACAAUGAAAAAUUUAUAAAUUACUUAUCAGUUUAUAAUAAGAGGUCUAGGGGGAGAUGUUAUGAGCUGUAAAACUUGCAAAUGCAGAGUCUUAAAAGCCUUAAUUUACCAUUUAUUUUAAAAAUUGUCACGAUCCAAAACGAUAUACAAAUGGAGGUAGCUUUCAUUCAUGAAAUAGUUUUUUAAAAAGAAAUGCCUUUGAUAAACAUUUAUUGAGGAAAUCCAACACCUGCCCAUAGACUCUUACAGACCCUUAGAGAAAAAUGUGAGACAUAAGCAGCAAGUGUGACUGCUUUACAUCAACCAAUCACAGACUGACACCACACGAGUUAGCGUGAGUCAGAUACGUACUGUAGGAGCGCCUCUGCUUCAGAAAAUACGUCCACGUUUAUGCGGCACACUCUCAGCUCCCGGGGGAGCGACACACCAGAUGGGGUUUCUCUCCUAGCUGGAUAAGUUAAAGUAACCUCCAUGCUGAAACGUAAAAUAUGAAACAUAUAUUGAAACAUUUUGACUUCGGUGCUAAUUUGUUCUCCACCACGGCCAUAAUCAUGGCAUUUAUCAGAAGAAGAAAAAAGGUAACCGUCCCAAGAAUAUGGAAUGGUGAUCAAUGGCUGUGACCACUUAAAAACCAUUAUAAAAUGUAAUGCUAAUGAGAAAUCCAACGAAGAAACUGUAAAAGGUCUCAACCUGAAGCCAGUUGUUACAGUAACGUGUACGAUUGCAGAAGUGUCUUGUUACUUCGGACGUAUUAAGUUUGCUAAUGUAAUACUCAAACACAAAAAAUACAACCUAAAAUUUUACCCUAAACAUCGUUAAGCAAUGACAGAAGACAAAAAGUACGGCUCUAAAGCUUAAACAGAAUUGGCUGUGAUUGGUUGAUCACCGUCUCCCUAACCCCCUUACCCACCUCAUCCCAUUUUUACCUUGUAGCAUUACAGUUCAGUGGGAGUACCUUCCUGACUGUCUCCCUUUUGCCAUGAAACACCCACCCGGGUGGAUCAGGUUGUAUCUUGGGUGCAUCUUGGGUGCAUAAAGCUCCUUUAACAAACAUUCUCACUGAACACUUUUCCAGAAGCUAAACGAUCCAGAAUUAGAACUCAAAUGUUUCAAGGUGAGUUUCUGGAUGAGUUCCUGUCCUACACCGUCGCCAAUGUAGAAAGCAAGUUCCUGUGUAAGGCUUUUUUGAUCUUAGCAGAAUAAUUUGAUCAGGAGCUUCCAAUUGAUCAAGUCACGCCCCAAAAGUGGGUACUUUAGAAGAGGGACCUAAAAAAAAAAAAAAGGACCUAUGGUAUAUUCAUAACUGAAGAAGAUGGGGUUAAAAAAAAUUCGAUUUAGUUAUGUAUCGGGAUUCUUUAUUUAUGGCAAUUCAUGUAUCACCAUGCUUAGAAACCUCAAAAGUCCCUUACAAUAGUUAGAAAUAAACUUGUUUCUUAAAAAGGUUCUUGAGAAGGUUCCAGUGGUGGAAAAGGAAUGGAAUGCUGUCCUUCCACCAUGAACGUUCCCGAUGAUCAGAGUGUAGAGUUAAAAAGCUGUGUGUGGCAACAAACCAGAGCGACAGUACUAGAUUAGUUCGGGAUUCCAGGCGACAACAUGAAGCAGGGCUAGAACAGAAUAAGCACCGCUCAUUUGAGGAAGUACAACGUAAUUGAGAUACAAGUCUGUCAUUUUCUUGUAGCAAAUCAAAUUCGGAGAGAAAAUGACGAGUCAGUGUUUUAAAGAAUGAUGCUCGAGUUUCCACUAUUCUGACUCGAAAGCAUGAGCUACGAUUGAAGUGUGACAGGGUGUGUUAACUGCUCCUAUAGUCCUAGACACCCAGACGUGGUCAGUUUAAAUAAUAAACAUGGCUUUGUCAUUUUCUUGUAGCAAAUAACCGCAGAAAAUGACCGAGCUGGGAUCGUAAGUGGUGCUCGCAGCUGAUCUGUCUCAGUUGUAACAGGAAGCGUUUCAAAGUCGUUUUGUUCCUACCUGAUCUCCAGCAAACCCUUAACACAACCUGAGAAACCUCCUCAGCUUCAUGCACACAGACACACACACACACAUCAGCUUUACCGGUUCUGGGAGCAGUUUGUAGUUUUUCAUAGCCGUGAGUGGAACUGUGUUUGCUGUUAAAUGUUUUAGAUUGUAUUGUGUUUUGAGUGGAAGGGGUGGAGCCUAUUUAUGGCAAAUUAUAACAUUUUGUAAAGGUCUAGAAAAAUUACAAACUGCACCCUUAACUUUUAGUAAUAUGUGCCAUAUGCUGUACAAGCCUAUCUGUCCCUCAUCUCUUUUUCUGUUGUUAAUUAACAAAUUUUUUCCAUCUUCUGUUUGUUUUUUCCAUCUGUGUUCUGGCACACGGUGUAUUCAAUGAAAGAGCAAGGAAAAAACAACAACAAAAACAUGCUCUCCCACCAAAAUCCCUGGGGUCAUCGUCCUGUCUGCUCCGUGAUUGGACUCCUGUAACGGAGAUGCUUUCUGUGUUGAACCACAGAGCGGUGUGCGAAGAAGGAGCCGUUUGAGCUGGUCAGAUCUGGACAUCCCGGGGUUAUCUGUUAUCUGUUAAACGUGUUUUUAGACCUCUGUGCACUCACUCAGUCGCGCAGUCGCUCAGUCACUCACUCGCUUCGACUUGAAUCAGCUGCAUCGUAUGGCUCUGCCACCAGGGGGCACUACUGUCUUAAAUGUGAACACUUCGAUUUGUGGAUAUUUGCACAGGUACUUAAUUUAUUUUCUAGGAUAAUUAUCUUGGGAAAAAAUGAAAAAAAAAGAAGAAGAAGAAGAAGAAAAUACUCGAUUUAUAUCAGUCGGAGCCUGACUGCAUAUAAAUAUAAAGAUAACGAUAACAAUGAUAUUAAUAUGACUAUAGUAUUUAUCUUAGACCUCCAGGUUAAUUUCUAGCUAGUGCAGAAAUCCUCUGCUAGCUCUCCAGAACCUUCUGUGUGUGGUGAAGAUUUAAAAAGAAAAAAACAAAAAGUAACCUGCAGUCCUGCAUGACACCGGAAGAGAGAAAGACAGACAGAGAGAGAGAGAGAGAGAGAGGGAAAUGAAAAGUCGAUACAGGGAGAGAAUGAGAGAGCUAGUAUGUGUCUGCAUAACAGGGUUUGCAGGGAUGUGCGAGUGUGUGCGUGCAUGUGUCCGUGUGCGAGCAUGAGCAACCAGACAGAGAGAGAGAUAGCUGUAUGUGUGUGAGAGAGAGAGAGAGAGAGUGUGUGUGUGUGCGCGCGCUGAGACGGCAUGGCAUUUCUCAUAAAGCAUUAUUCUAAUAUGCAAUAUGAUGGGAGAACUGAUAUAAAACAGAGACAAAUAAAAAGAAGAGAUUCAGGCAGUUUGCCAUGAGAUUGUCGCUUGGAAUUAAUUAUUUUUUUGGUUCCCCAGAAGUCUGUGUGCCUCUGGUCAAAAUGAGAGAAAUGGAAAGAAAAAUAAAAGAACUGGAGAGAAAUAAAACUUCACUGAUGUUGAUA